AGCGAGGUUUCAAUUUUUUUCUCUAAAGCCGGACUCGGGCCGCGGAUCGCAACAAGGUUGACGCACUGAGGCAAAAACGAACGAACGACCCCAACCAGGAGAAUGUCUGAACCCAUGUACCGCGAUUGGAUUUUGGACACUAUUGACUCACUGCGGUCGCGAAAAGCCAGACCAGACCUUGAAAGAAUUUGUCGAAUGGUCCGGAGACGACAUGGAUCAGCGCCAGAACAAACCAGCGAGGAACUCGAGAAACUGAUCCAAGAACAAACAGUCUUGAAAGUUAACUACAAGGGCUCGAUUUCCUAUCGAAAUGCAGCCAAAGUAGUCAGAAGAAGCAGGAAAAAGGAUGACCACACGACCAAAAGAACUGCCGUGGAAGAAGCUAACCACUCUGAUUUGAGCAACGGGGACAGCGCGCUAGGUCCCAUUGACCAGGAUGAGACGGAGCAUUUGGAGAAUGAGCUGCCAGUGUCAAUGGAGACAGACAGCACCAUGGAAGAGGAGGAAGAACAUGAGGGGGCUGAUGAAGAUGGCCAUGAGGGCUCCUCUCCCUCUCCUGGGGGUGAGGAUGCUGUGCAGGGGGGGUCUGGUGCUGCCCCCCCCUACUCUGCCCCCUGCUCCCCCAGCGGUUCUCGCCCUGGCCACAGCCCUGUGUCUGACCGCCCCUCUACCUGCACGACCAGUAAGAGGUCCAGCCCUCUGUCCCCCUCUAGUCCCCUGGCCCUCAGGCAGAAUGACUGUGUGUGUGACUCUGCCUUCUGCCCUGCUGAUCAUGGACCCUCAGGGAUGCAGAGAAACACAGGAACUGGGGCUUUAAAGACGAUAGUACAGCCAUCGGGGACCUGUCCCUGGGUUCAGAAGAGCUUGGUGAAGAGAGAGAGAGAGGAUGGGGUGAGGAUGGAGGAGAGUGGCCUCACUUCUGACCAACUGGUUCCUGACUGUGUGGAUGAGACCAUGAAGGGUUCUGACAGACAGCCCAAGACGUUGUCUUUUCCCUCUGACGACUGUGCUAAAUACAAGAAGGGGAUGGACGUUGCCUCUUACGUGAUGGCUCAAGACGAUGUCAAGAACGAUGUGAAAAACAGAGAAAUCUCUGUGAAGAAGGAGACGCUGAGGCAGAACCUAUUGCUGUGGAGCGUGGCGGACGUGGCCACCUACAUCUCUGCUGCAGGCUUUCCAGAGCAGGCUGUAGCUUUCAGAACACAGGUCAGUGCAGUCCCUCAAACUGCCACACGGGGGUGGUAUCUGUACACUCAGAAAACCGCUCACACAGAGUCCCUGUCCAGAGACAGCCUCUACCUAGCCAGAGACAGCCCCCAGGCACUCCUGGAGAUGUGAAAGUUUUGGGUAUAUUAUAAUCAAUAUGGUGAACAUUCCACGUAGCCUAUCAGUGGGCAAGGUGAAGAUUUGACCUUAUUGCAUUACAGUACCACCUAUCCAAUUCUUUGUGGUCUGUUUGAAGUGAAGUUCCUAUGGGCUAGUGCAGUGACACUUUAAUGGCAGCCUGCGGGAUUCUACACAGACUCGUGGCCCCCGACCUCCUGUUGAUUUCUAAAAGUGUCCAUCUUGUAAAAUGUAUUUUAGUAUCCCUGGGCUGGUGGUUGUUUCUUGACCUGGGUAAAUGGCUUGGGCAAAUAAUA
Messenger RNA from Oncorhynchus nerka (sockeye salmon), 1640 nucleotides. RefSeq names its product sterile alpha motif domain containing 1a (gene samd1a). The record is from RefSeq and is a predicted model, not a curated record. The coding region runs from base 103 to 1338 and encodes 411 amino acids. Gene Ontology annotation, molecular function: DNA binding. NCBI's taxonomy places the organism in Eukaryota, Metazoa, Chordata, Actinopteri, Salmoniformes, Salmonidae. The transcript is spliced from 5 exons.